AUGGCAGCGCACCAUGCGAAACCCAUUUCUCCAAUAUCCCAGGUUUUGCAGUCCUUGGGCUUGACUAGAAAUGACUUGAUCAAGCAUAGCGACCAGAUGCGCCAGUUUCUUACCGCAGAAGAUGCGAAGUCUUUGCGCGCCUUUACUACGACAUCUGAAACAUCAGAUAGCCAAUACGCAAAGGCUGAUUUAUUUUCCUCGUCAUCUAGAACACGCUCGCGCUCAUGUUCCAACUCGCUCAUCAACGCGUCGGCCCUAUCGACGACACCGCCUCCUCCUUCCACUCCAGUCAAGGCCGAGCCAACAGAACCCGCCAUACCACUCCGUCACAUGGAUAGCAUGGAAAUGGUUAUCGAAAGAAAAAGCCGCCAGAUUAAGCGAGAAAAGCGAGGCAGAAAAGAAAAAGAGAGAAAUGCACCUUCGCCUUCUCCCGGAAGCGCCGGUGUCAGUCUUGAUGCGUUCAUGAAAUCACGCGACGUUCGACGCGUUCCCUCUGUAGAAUCUUCAGACCCUUCACGCAGUGUUACCCCUCAGGAUACGUUACCCCUGCCUCCCAUCACCCCGCAACCCCGAAAAUACUAUAGAGAUUAUGACGAAGUUGAACCGCCUUCCUCACGUUCACGUUCACGACAGGGCACAUUCACCCCACGACCUGAUUCGCCCACCCCAACGCGUCAACGCACGCGCACUGUCACAGUUCAGGCUACCAAAAGUCCUAAUCCCAUAACUCCGCGUCGAAAUAACUAUUACAAGUCACCCCUUCCGUCUUCUUCUCCGCCUCAGUCGUCACCUUAUGCAACUCCAUCUACCAAGCGUAUUGUCAAUAUUGUAUCUUCACCGGGGCCCAUGGGCCCUCUUCCGGACGAGGAAGAAUACGAUACCCUUCCUUAUACUCUCCCUCCAGGCCCGUAUUCAUCUGUUAAGCCUGAUCUUUCAUACGCCGCGCUGGUCGGACAGGCGAUUCUGUCCUCGCCAGAGCACCGCCUGACACUUCAGGAAAUCUAUGACUGGAUCACCAUAGUAUAUCCUCACUUCAAGCGCAAUGAGACGACUUGGAUGAACUCUAUCCGUCAUGUCCUCAGUACUACCAUAUGCUUCCGUAAAGUCCCGCGCGACCGCUCCAUCGGGCGCACGCUCUGGGCAAUAUGGGAUUGCGACCUUGAAUGCUUUACCAAUGGUGGAUUUAGGAAAGAGUUCUGUGCAGAUAUGCAGCACGACCGAUCAAAGAAGCUUUUGUCGAAAAAGCGGCCAGCGGAGGAGCCACCUUCGGGUUCUGGACGCAAGGCCAAGAAAUCAAAGAAAGCUGCUGCUGUAGCUGCAGAAAACUCUGCAGAAGAAAGGUCGAAUCCAGGCUCUCUUCUCCCUCCUCUUGUUGCGCCAUCCCACCUAUUACCUCUCUUCCCUCCUACACGUCCUGCAGCUCACCAUCAGCCAUACUAUGACAGCUGCGUCACAAUGCCUGCUGAUGUCAUUUUCCCUCCUCUUCCACCGUCUUCUGGUUAUCAUCGCAUUGUAUCUACGUCUGCAACUCUCCAUCCGUCAUAUUUGCCUCCCUCUUCGUCUAUCAAAAGUUCCGAACCACCUCAGACAUCUCCUGUCCCUCCCUCUUCAUCUUUGCCUUCGCUCAUACCCAAUUUAAACAGCUCUUCUAGUCCUGCUUUACUCAGUGAAGACUUCGUGAGGCAGAGCGAUUCCAGGAACAGAAUGAGCCCGCGAAUAGUAUCUACGCCCCCACCAGACGCCACUCAAAAUGGAGUGCUGACAGAAGCGUCAUCUCUCGAGACUUUAGAGCCAAGUAUGAUGCUUCAACAUAUACAGAAGCCCGAUAAGGGUAAGCGGAGACAACUUGAAGUGCAGAAAACACCUCCAAAGAAGCCCAUGGGCCUUCCACCUAUGCCCAUCUCGCCGACUCUGGCACGAAAGACAAGGCCCAAAAGGCAGAAACCGAGCAAAGAACCUCCUCCACCCCCACCCCCCGAUACCUCUCUCGUACGCCCCCACACGCCCCCUCCACGCCCUUCCACCCCUCAGCGUAACCCCAGCGGUAGCAAUGUCCUCCAGCUUUCGCCUCUUCGUACACCACUGUCCCACAAGGGCCUGCACAUGAGUCCAUCACCCAGUCUCGCACAUUAUAAAUCUCAUCUCGACCCUCCGCCUGUCGUAUCGUUCCGGCAGGAUGACGGGAUCAAUCCGGCUGUGCUGGACAGCGAAAAUAUACGCACGCCGACACGUAAACGUGGCCACAACCACCACAAAGAUCGGGAUAGCUCAACGCUUUUCCCACCGCUCACACCGAGGAAACUAGUCUUUCCAGGUCCGCCAUCGAUCAGCGAGUCUCCCUUCCGGACGCCGGGCGCUCGCUCUAUAUUUGAUCCUUAUGACCCGGGCGCGAUGCUUGACGAAGAACUGUCCGCUCUUGGGGCGCGGAUGGGCGGACAGGACAGUCCAGCAGGGCUGUUCGAGGGCCGUAAAGGAUUGCUGUAUGAGAGUCCUAGCAUGCCUAGCCCAGGAAAAUGGGCGAGAUGGUUUUGA
Molecule: messenger RNA, 2532 nt
Organism: Serpula lacrymans var. lacrymans S7.9
Lineage: Eukaryota; Fungi; Basidiomycota; Agaricomycetes; Boletales; Serpulaceae
Exons: 4
Coding region: 1-2532 (843 amino acids)
Biological process (GO): regulation of transcription by RNA polymerase II
Molecular function (GO): RNA polymerase II cis-regulatory region sequence-specific DNA binding; DNA-binding transcription factor activity, RNA polymerase II-specific
Source: RefSeq, a predicted model, not a curated record